Anisakis simplex (herring worm) is the source of this 914-nucleotide messenger RNA. Lineage: Eukaryota; Metazoa; Nematoda; Chromadorea; Rhabditida; Anisakidae. The record is from the annotation of a GenBank genome assembly.
CCAAAAUCGAGUUUUCGAAAGAUGACGCGAGCGGCGUGGCGCGUCUGGUGUUGACGAACGCGAGCGGUCGCAACGCGAUGACUGGCCGAAUGUUCCUCGACUUGGAGCGGAUAGUGCAGGAGUUGGGGGCGUGGCCUGCGGGGAAAUUGGUCAUCGUGUCGGGGGCGAAUGGCCAAUUCUGUUCGGGUGGCGAUCUGCGCAUCAUGAAGCGGCUCUGUGACCCGCAUAGUGGGUACACAAUGCAUCGGUUCAUGAGUGAUUUGCUGCGUAAAUUUAGGCGCCUCCCACAGCUGUCAUUGGCCAAAGUGGAGGGCUGGGCGAUAGGGGGCGGGGCCGAGUUGACGUGCACGUGCGAUCUGCGUGCGUUCCACGUGAAUUCGCGGUUUGGCUAUGUGCAGUCGAAGGUUAGUGGCUGGUCAUUUUCGGUUCUUUGGUUUGCUGGUGCGAGCGGCAAUGGGCGGGGUAAAGAGAGGCUACGCCCAUUGGUUGGGUAUUUUCUGACGAUAAGACCCCGCCCAUUUCGGCAAGCUCCGCCCACUAUUGGCGUCACGCCAGGUUGGGGUACCGCCUUAGACUUCUUCCGCAUCGUUGGUCGUGCGCGCGCCACUGAGAUGCUCGCCAUGGGUACGGUAUUGAAGGGGGCGGAGCUUGCGGGAAAGGGGCGUGGCUUAGCUAAUCUAGUCUAUUCGAGCGAAGCGGAAUUUGAGGAAUAUGUUAACAAAUUGCUAGUGAAUAAUGUGACUCUGUUGAGGUCAAUCAAAAAAUUGGCACUUGUCCAUGAUUUGAAUGAUAAUAAUAUUAAUAUUAAUAAUAUAUAUAAUAAUAAUAAUAAUAUAAAUAAUAAUAAUAAUGUGGAAAAUAUGGAUUUGGAAGGGAAAAAAUCAUUUUUGGAUCGCGAAGUAUUUUGUGAGAAU